Molecule: messenger RNA, 747 nt
Organism: Lolium rigidum
Lineage: Eukaryota; Viridiplantae; Streptophyta; Magnoliopsida; Poales; Poaceae
Exons: 3
Coding region: 1-540 (179 amino acids)
Source: RefSeq, a predicted model, not a curated record
AUGGCAAAUCCGGAGGCAACCAAACCGCCAGGACAGGACGAGGCGGCGCACAAGGACGGCGCCGGCAACGCUCCUCCCCCUCCGUUCUUGGAGGUGACCUGCAGGAGCUCCGGCGAGGUCCGGCGCUUCGCGGCCGGGACGACCGCCCGCUACGCGCUGCACGCGGUCAACCGCAAGCUCGCCCCGGGCUCCCCGGCGGCGCUGCACGUGGAGGCCGCCAAGGACGGCGAGGAGCCCGUCUGCUUCGGCCCCACCGCGCCCCUCGCCGACUACGGCCGCGGCUGGAGGCUCCAGACCGUCACCGAGCAGGACGCGCAGGAAAACCACCACGCGCCGCCAUCCGACAACACGAAGGAGGGAGGCGGCGAGGCGAAGCGGGCUCGCGACAGGGCGGCGCUGGAGAACAAGGUCACCUCCGCGUACCUCGCCAAGAUCGGGCUCGCGUUCCUCUUCAUUUUCCUGCUAGGCGGACUGUUCACCUACUUGCUCGAGACGAUCCCCGACAUGAUCCAAAACGCAUCCACUCCCGAAUCCUUGUAAUACUCCGUAAAAAGUUUGCAUGAAUCGCCUACGCAGGUUGUCAAAUUGGAGAAGAAUUUGUUUUCUUGCGAGCUUUGUUUAAAUUACAGCAGCACAAUGAGGAAUUCGUCUUCUCAUUCUUUUCGUAAUUCUUAAUCCGCUUUUGUGGACUGAGGAAUCCAUCUUCUCACCUUUUUGUAAUUCUUAAUCUGCUUUUGCGAAGUCCAA